UACGUCGACUUCUGAUGACGUUUUUAUGUAACUUCGAAUGAUUGCGCGAAAUACAAAGCGACAGGACAAGCAUAUUUCGGCGCCCGGUUGAAUCAUCCACGGGUUUAAAGUUUAGUGACCGUCCCGAGCUGGUGAUGAACUAACAGCUCCACCGGACAGAGGGUGUAUUUCUUUUAUUCACCUCCGCUGACCGGCUCUCCUCUUCGGUGAUGGAGUACGGAAAGGACAGAGUGGUGGCGUUAGUGGACAUGGACUGCUUUUACGUCCAGGUGGAACAGAGACUGAAUCCAGCUCUGAGGAACACUGCCUGUGUGGUGGCCCAGUACAAGACGUGGAAAGGGGGCGGUAUCAUAGCUGUGAGCUAUGAGGCCAGGGCCCACGGUGUCACCAGGAACAUGUGGGUGGACGAUGCAAAGAAACUGUGCCCAGACCUCCAGGUGGCACGAGUGCGUGAGUCUCAUGGCAAGGCAGACCUGACGCAUUACAGGGAGGCGAGUGUGGAGGUUAUUGAGGUGAUGUCUCGCUUUGCUGUGAUUGAGAGAGCCAGCAUCGAUGAGGCCUACAUGGAUCUGACUGCUGCAGUCCAGCAGCGGCUUAAAAACAUGACAGACAAGCACAUUGAGCCUCAACUCAGGACGACGUACAUCCAGGGGUACCCAACAAGUUCACCUGAACUGGAGGCCCCUGCAGAGGGUGUUGCGUUGGAUAAAGAGGAACAGAGGUCCAGAGGUCUUCAGCAGUGGUUGGAAUCUCUACCUGGCCCCCCAUUAGGGGAGCAGAGCUCUGCAGAGCUGGAGCUAACUGUGGGGGCGCUCAUCGUCGAGGAAAUGAGGGCAGCCGUGGAGAAACACACAGGUUUCCGCUGCUCAGCAGGGAUAUCACACAAUAAGGUGUUGGCCAAACUAGCCUGUGGUCUGAACAAACCUAACAGACAAACCAUUCUGCCUUUGGACUCUGUGACAGAACUUUUCAGCUCUCUUCCCAUCGGCAAGAUCCGCAACCUGGGGGGUAAGCUGGGUGCCUCCAUUACAGAAACUCUGGGAAUAGAGAACAUGGGAGAUCUGACUGGCUUUUCUCAGGCCCAACUGGAACAGAACUUUGGAGAGAAGACAGGUCAGUGGCUGUAUGACUUGUGUCGGGGUAUUGAUUUUGAAGCAGUGAAACCCAGACAGCUCCCUAAAUCCAUCGGCUGCAGUAAAAACUUCCCGGGGAAGACAUCGCUGGCUACAAAAGAGCAGGUACAGUACUGGCUUCAUCAACUGGCCCUAGAGCUGGAGGAGAGGCUGACCAAGGACAAAGAAGUGAAUGGGCGCGUGGCUAAGUUGCUGACAGUCGGUGUUCGUCAGCUUGGGGACAAAAGGCCGAGCAGCUUCUCUCGCUGUUGUGCUUUAGUGCGCUACGAAGCGACCAAGCUAUCCAGUGACAGCUUUGCCAUUAUCAAGAGUCUCAACACAGCAGGAAACCACCAGGCAGCAUGGAGUCCACCCCUCACCCUGCUACACCUCUCAGCUAGCAAAUUCAGCGAUGCUUCAUCAGCAGGGGGGAUUGCUGGCUUUCUUUCCAGUGAUGUCACUUCAACCCAGAGUGUUUUUCCCACCACUCAGUCCUCCACCCAGCCACCCUCGAAACUGAAAAAUGACUCCGCCGGCAAACAACCGGGCACCAUCCAGUCCUUCUUUCAAAAGGCAGCUGAGAAACAAAGACAGAAGGUUACAAACAAUGUAGAAGAUGACAUAGUCUCAACAGGAAUGCUUCCAUCUUCCUCCACUCCUAAAACCUCCGUUACUGACUCUCAGGUGGAGACAGAUACCAAUUGCCCUGUUACUUCCCUUACACUUUUUUCUCACUCUAAAAAUGCUACAGCAAGCCCCCAUUCUGAUAUUUCCUCUUUCUUUCACACGAAGACUCUCGAAGGAAACGUACAGGCCUCAGCCUCGACAUUGACCAAACCUGACAUGGGACACACGUCUGGAGAGUUUACAUCCCACCAGUCGCCACGUGAGGAGUUAAGAGAUGAGCUGGACAUGGAUCCAGAGGUAGAUCACUGUCCUCCCAGUGUGGCCAGAGAAGACCUGUUGAACUGUGAGCGCUGUGGCCAGGAGGUGUUGGUUUGGGAAAUGCCUGAACACAAUGAUUAUCACUUUGCCCUGGACCUCCAGAAUUCACUGUCUUCAUCCACGAGUUCAGCAACCAUCUCUUCAUCUUCCUCCACCACCUCUUCUUCUCUAACUCCUGUCAGAGUGGGAGCAGCAGGCAUAGCCCAGUCCUCCCGGGGCAAGACAAAAACCAGAGGUCAAUCGGGACCCCAGCCCAAAAGGCAUCGCUCCCAAGGUGGGAGCACGGGCACUCUGGAUUCUUUUUUCAAGAGGAACUGAGGAUGUGUUGUAGAACUGCAUUUUUAAAGUAAAGUAAAACACAAAUUUUGGAUAAUGUCCAAAUGAUCAAUGUUAUUGUGCCUUAUAUUAUAAGAAUGUGUACAAAUUACAGAAAGUGUUUUUUUAUGUUCUUUGUUUCACAUGCUUUUUAUUGUAAAGGGAAAGAAAAUAAUUGUAUAAACCAGAGCCUAUUAAAAAUACUUUUUACAUUUUGUUGCAGUUUUCUGACGCGCCAGCAGAUGUCACUAAUCAGUUAAAUAUAGAGGAGGAAUCCCCACUUGAGUGUCAAUAGUCUUCUUGUGGGCAUAAGAGAUACUAUAUUUUGUAAGAUAAGAGUAUUUAUGUUAAAUACUGAUUGUUAGUAGGAUGAAAGAAAUGGCACCAUUAUGAAUUGAGCCCAUCCUGUUCUGUGAAUACUUCUCUACAAAGGUGAACCUAUUGUACUGUAGUGCACUGAAAAACAAUUGAAUGAGGAAAUUACUCUUGCGUUGUCUUGCAUCAGCUGGGGAGAAGAUUGGGAGGAGCUGUUUCAGGAAAAUGAAAGCAAGCCAUUAAAAUGUCAAUGUUGUGUAGUGAUUAAUGGCUCUGACACAUCCAGUAGACAAAAGGCUGGGUGUAUGAUGACAUGCUUGAAAACACUGAGCAAUUUUUGUUCUACUUAAAAAGAAAAAAAGCAACUGCUAAAGAGACAAUAAAAGUUUUAUUCAUGUAUAUCAUGAUACACAAAUUAGAUCUGUACAUAAAUAUUGCAUUUCACCCAAAUAAAGAUCAAAAUAUUACAAUUUUAAUUAGAAGGAAGGUCUUAAAUGUGAUUUCAAAAAAGUGAAGAUGUGUUGGUGUCAUUAAGAAGACUGCAAAAACAGUGAAAAACGUGUCUGAAUGAACUGUAAAAUCUGGAACUACUACAAAUCUAUAAAAUACUCAAAUGCAUUAAAA
This is a messenger RNA of Morone saxatilis (striped sea-bass), 3311 nucleotides long. RefSeq names its product polymerase (DNA directed), eta (gene polh). Gene Ontology annotation, biological process: response to radiation; error-prone translesion synthesis. Bases 210 to 2375 code for a protein of 721 amino acids. The transcript is spliced from 10 exons. The record is from RefSeq and is a predicted model, not a curated record. Gene Ontology annotation, molecular function: DNA-directed DNA polymerase activity; damaged DNA binding. Lineage: Eukaryota; Metazoa; Chordata; Actinopteri; Moronidae. Gene Ontology annotation, cellular component: nucleus; site of double-strand break; replication fork.